Marasmius oreades (fairy-ring Marasmius) is the source of this 927-nucleotide messenger RNA. RefSeq lists its product as uncharacterized. The coding region runs from base 54 to 704 and encodes 216 amino acids. Lineage: Eukaryota; Fungi; Basidiomycota; Agaricomycetes; Agaricales; Marasmiaceae. The transcript is spliced from 3 exons. The record is from RefSeq and is a predicted model, not a curated record.
CUUCCUCCCACCUGCCUCCAUCUUCCUCUAUCUAUCAACCCUUUACCUCUCAGAUGCCUUUACCCGAGAGACUUCCCGGCUGCAAGGACCUUCUCAGCCUCUGCGAUAAAUACCCCAGACCCACCUUCAUUCGAACCGAAAUCCCCCCAAUCUCACUGCCUCCGCCCUGGACUUCCAUCCAACUAUCAGACGAAAAGCAUCACCCUCGGGGGGCAACUCGCAUCCGCAUCGGUAGACCAGAGACUCGGGAAAGCACUCGCCGGAAUGAAAUCCCGAAACUCAGCAGAACCAAGACCAGAAAACGCAGGGACACCUUCGACAGGGAGGAGCAACGCAAGGCGAAAUUGGUGAACGAUCCUUGGAGUGAUAAAUCACGCCUCACGCCCAAAAGUGUUUUCUGCCUUGGAUGCAUGCGGAAUAUCAAGUUGGAUAGGCGGAAUGAUUACUAUCCCGGUUUGUGGUUGAAGCAUCGUGGUCUUUGUCAUGGAAUUGCGAGAGCAAAAGCUAGAGCGAGGAGGAAUUCGGAUAUCACGGAUUCGGGGGCUUCGGAGGUCAGUGUCCCAUUGACCCACUUGAAGAGCGAGGAAAUUAGUGAUUCAGACGAUUCGGACUCGUCCAUGGAGCGUCCGAUGGACGACGAGCAAGCUGCUCGUAUUCUUAUUGAGUUGAUGGCCGCCGGACGCAAACGUUUUGAUGACUCUUGAAGCUUGACUCUUCGGAUUCCUGCUCAGCUAGAGCGCACACUUGACGAGUCCCACGAUUAUUUUUUCCUUCUUUUACGCUUUUCACGCUUUUCUUCUUCUGUUGUCUAUCUGAUAUCCUUACUCUUCUGUGACCUUCGUCAUUUUACCCCUUUUUCAAAUCGUUUGAGCUGCCUGAACAUGAUAUCCUUACUUUUUUAUAACCUUCGGCGAUGUAUGAUACGGA